Synchiropus splendidus (mandarinfish) is the source of this 1602-nucleotide messenger RNA. RefSeq names its product potassium inwardly rectifying channel subfamily J member 11 (gene kcnj11). Gene Ontology annotation, molecular function: ATP-activated inward rectifier potassium channel activity. The transcript has a single exon. Lineage: Eukaryota; Metazoa; Chordata; Actinopteri; Syngnathiformes; Callionymidae. Gene Ontology annotation, biological process: potassium ion import across plasma membrane; regulation of monoatomic ion transmembrane transport. The record is from RefSeq and is a predicted model, not a curated record. Gene Ontology annotation, cellular component: plasma membrane. Bases 277 to 1443 code for a protein of 388 amino acids.
ACGAUAUCCGACACCUGACGGUCACGUGACCGUGGGAAGGGGGCUCGCGUGAAGACCCCUGAUCCCGGCAGGUUGGAUCAAAACGACUCGCAGUCGUCAGCGGGGGGGACAGCACUCGCGGGACAUCGCGCUCCGUCACGCGCGCAGCUUCCACCCAUGGAGGCGCAGCUGAGCCCGAGAGUGACGGCGGCAGCUGCGGACCUGAGAGGCGCGAGGAGGACGCGCUCUCCUCCAGAGGCAGCGAGCGCGCGGGCCGAGUAGCAUGGGAGCGCCAGCAUGUUGUCCAGGAAAGGACUCAUUCCCGAGGACUACCUGCUGACGCGGCUGGCCGAGGACGUCCUGCAGCCCAAGUUCAAGGCCAAACCCCGCAAGGCUCGAUUCGUGGCCAAGAACGGCACCUGCAAUGUGGCGCACACCAACAUCCGGGAGCAGGGCCGCUUCCUGCAGGACGUCUUCACCACCCUGGUGGACCUCCGGUGGCUGCACACGCUCAUCAUCUUCACCAUGUCGUUCCUGUGCAGCUGGCUGCUCUUCGGCAUGAUCUGGUGGCUCAUCGCCUUCGCGCACGGGGACCUGGCCGCGCGCGGGGACGACGGCGCCUUCGUCCCGUGCGUCACCGACAUCCACUCCUUCUCCUCCGCCUUCCUCUUCUCCAUCGAGGUGCAGGUGACCAUCGGGUUCGGCGGUCGCAUGGUGACGGAGGAGUGCGUGUCCGCCAUCUUCGUCCUGAUCGCGCAGAACAUCGUGGGGCUGCUCAUCAACGCCAUCAUGUUGGGCUGCAUCUUCAUGAAGACUGCGCAGGCGCACCGGCGCGCCGAGACGCUCAUCUUCAGCAAGCACGCGGUGGUGUGCGUGCGCGACAACCGCCUCUGCUUCAUGCUGCGAAUCGGGGACCUGCGCAAGAGCAUGAUCAUCAGCGCCACCGUGCGGAUGCAGGUGGUGAGGAGGACCACCACCCAGGAGGGCGAGGUGGUCCCGCUGGACCAGAUCGACAUCCACAUGGACAAUCCGAUCGGCACCAACGGCCUCUUCCUGGUGUCGCCGCUCAUCAUCUGCCACGUGAUCGACCGGCACAGCCCGCUCUACGACCUGUCCGCCUCGGACCUGCUGCACGAUGACGUGGAGGUGAUCGUGGUCCUGGAAGGCGUGGUGGAGACCACCGGCAUCACCACGCAAGCGCGGACCUCCUACGUGUCCGAGGAGAUCCUGUGGGGGCAGCGCUUCGUGCCCACCGUGUCCGAGGAGGACGGCAUGUACGCGGUGGACUACUCCAAGUUCGGGAACACGGUCAAGGUCCCGACGCCCUGCUGCAGCGCCAGAGUGCUGGACGAGGCGGGAGGCAUCGUCCAGUUUAAGCUGAGCGAGGGCGCCGCCUUGCGGCCGACAGUCAGACGACGGCGGGCGUCCACCAUCAGAAGGAAGUCGACGAAGGAGAGCUCGUGAACGGAACAUUGGAGGACAAUAACAGAGAAGAAUCUUAGUAUUUACUUUGCAAUCGAGGGUUUUUUUUCUCGUUUUUUUUAGAAAUCCAAUGGGAAAAAAAAAUCACUUAAGUUAUUUGCUUGUUUCAUACUUUUGCUACGUUUUCUGAGUGACCGCAUG